Molecule: messenger RNA, 1484 nt
Organism: Triticum aestivum (bread wheat)
Lineage: Eukaryota; Viridiplantae; Streptophyta; Magnoliopsida; Poales; Poaceae
Product: putative cyclin-F2-1
Exons: 1
Coding region: 57-1220 (387 amino acids)
Source: RefSeq, a predicted model, not a curated record
CCCUCCAAGUCCAAGAGCUCGAGACUCCAGACCCCUUUCUCCCUCUCGAUCAAGCGAUGGCUGUCAUGGAUCCCUUCACCGCCGACCUACUUUCUGGUCCUUCUCUGCCCGGCGCCUUCUCAUGCGCCGCCGGCCACCGCAUGGAGUUUGACGACGCCUACCUCCGGGCGAUCGGCGCACUCCCUCCUCUUCCGACUGUCCACCUCGCUCCCACCCACCUCGACCACGCCGCCGCACUCGAAGAUUCCGUGGAACUCCCGGCGACGCUGUAUGCCGCCACACUCGAUGCCCAUCUUUUUCACCCGCCGUUCGAGGUGCCCGUACCGUCCCUGCUUCCGGACCGCGUCGUCCCGGACUCCAAGAACACGGCGACACGCCCGCAUCUGUCCAGCUUCGAAUUCGCUCCCACGCCCGUCGAUCACGCCGCCGCACUCGAAUGUUCCGUGGAGCUCCCGGCGACGUGCGAGCUGUACGCCGCCGCACUCGACGCCCGUCUUUUUCACCCAUCCUUCGAGGUGCCCGCACCGUCCCUGCUCCCGGACCGCGCCGUCCCGGACUGCAAGAACUCGGCCACGCAUCCGCGGCUCUCCGACUACGAAAUCGACAUCGACUUCAACCUCCGGGAGAUGGAGAAGAACGUCGAGGAGCGGCCUUCGCCGGACUACCUGAAGACGGUGCAGGGAGAUCGGAUGAGCCCAUCGAUGCGUGCCACCCUCGUCUUCUGGAUGGACGACUUCACCCGGCACUACGACCUGGCCCCUGGCACGCUUCACCGUGCCGUCUCCUACGUCGACCGCGUCCUGUCGGCGCGAACCUUGUCUUCGGCUCGCACGGACAUGGAGUAUGAGCUCCGUCUCCUGGGCGCCACGGCCGUCUUCACCGCCGCCAAAUACGAGGAGCGGAGCACCAGAUUCAAGGUGAACGCCGCGAAAAUUGCGGAGGACUGUGGGUUCGCCACGAGCAAGGAGGUGACCGACAUGGAGUGCAAGAUGUUGGCGGCGCUCCGGUACGAGCUCAGCGGACCAACGGCCUACCCCUUCGUGGACCACUUCACCAGGUACAGCAAAGGAGAGCGCGAGCUGGAGGUUCAGAGGUUGGCGCAUAAGAUCGGCGGACCAUUAUUCGUCGAGGAUUGGCGCCCCAUGGGGCCCAAUCGGAUCUCCUCCUGCGACCUAACACUAGCCAGGAUGACUCAACGAGCAACUUUCUUCCCGUCGUGACCCUUGCAGGUGUUCCGGUAUGAAGAAACAUGCCAAAUCGAAAGCCGUCGUAAAUGAGCACGACGAUGUGAGAAAGGUCUAUCUUGAAACUACAAAAUGCAUGAUUGUUAGUCAUCAAAAUCCACGUGGCGAGGAAAGAAGCAUCACCUAAGGGCAUCUUCAAAGCUGACCCGCAAACCGCCUGCAUCCGUCCGGACCGCGCUGUACGGACCGCAGAAGCCAUCCAACACCGACCUGUAUAGGUCCGCGGGGCAGUCGGACGCA